GAGUUUAGAAAAGUGGCAAUAUUGUGCUUACUAGAUCUUUACUAGAUUGCAGGAAGAUUUGCGAAACUUAGCAGUAGUUUCCAUUGGAUUUUAUGUGUUAUUCGGGGAUUUAUAAUUUGUAAUAUCUACUUAUGGCUCAAAAAAGAUGUAGGAUGUGUCCUCAUAUUGGCAAUGAGCAUGUUCUCGAAAUAAAAAAGCUUGAAAAGGUGAAGUCAUGUGCGGAUUGUGAUUAUUCCGGGCCAAACUUAUGGAUCUGCCUCCAGCGCAAUUGCUUACGGGUGGGAUGCUCUGAACAGGCUAAUGACCACAGCACUGAACAUUUUCAGCUUAAUAACUGCCAUUGUCUUCACAUGAACAUGUCAUCGCAGCGUUUGUGGUGCUAUUUAUGUGAACGAGAAGUUUUCAUUGAUGUUAAGCCAACAUUGAUAGAGGACCCUUUCAUUGCUGCGAUUCGGUCUGCGGUGGCUUCACCUAGAGACGAAAAAGAUAGUGAAAGCAACGAAGAAAAUGAGAUUGAAGAUACAAAUACAAUUUCUUCGGGUUUGGUGGGAUUACAAAACAUCGCUAAUACUUGUUAUAUGAACUCAGCUCUGCAAGCCCUUAGUAACGUACAGCCCAUGACACAUUAUUUCCUGAACUGCAAUGAAUUGGUAGAGCACAUAGUUGAACAAAGUUCACAUCGCAAUAAAGUUGGACUGGCUAAAAGCUACCAGCGAUUAAUACAUGAUAUAUGGAGCAAAAAUGAUGUAGGAAAAGACUACAUUGCACCUCGAGGAAUACUAUAUGGUAUUCGGAGUGUUCACCCUAUGUUCCGUGGAUUUCAACAACACGAUACCCAAGAAUUUUUGCGUUGUUUUAUGGAUCAGUUACAUGAAGAGUUAAAAGAAAAUACCCCCGUUUUACCGAUAAUGCCUUGUAUUACCGCUGAGAUGGCAGAUUUCAAAAACUCCGAUGAGCAGUUUGAUACAGACUCUGUUUCGCAGUCUAGUUCUGUGUCAGACUCGGAGUAUGAAACAUGCGAUAGUAGUCUUUCUCAACAUUCAAAUCAAGUAAAAGAACAGCUGACUUCAUGUAGCACUGAACGAAACCGGAGAACGAGGAAAGCCCACUUAAGUUCUACACAGCCACACUCAGUAGUUCAUUCCAUUAUAAGUGAUAUAUUUGAUGGAAAGUUACUUUCUUCAGUGCAAUGCCUUACUUGUGAUCGAAUAUCAACACGAGAGGAAACAUUUCAAGAUCUUUCUUUACCAAUACCGAAUCGAGAUCAUUUAAAUAUGCUACAUCAAACUCAUAGCUUAAGUGCUCAAAGUCUUAAUUCGAUUGAAACAUUGGCACCAAGCAAUGCCGAUGGAUGGUUCUCUUGGUUUUGGAAAAUUUUUCGCGCUUGGCUAUGGGGCCCUUCAGUUACAUUAUAUGAUUGUAUGUCAAGUUUCUUUAGUGCGGAUGAACUUAAAGGUGACAAUAUGUACAGUUGUGAAAAAUGCAAUAAACUGAGGACUGGUAUUAAGUAUUCACAAAUUUUGGAACUACCAGAAGUUUUAUGUAUUCACUUAAAGCGGUUUCGACAUGAUUUGUCAUACAGUUCAAAAAUAUCUUCACCAGUACAUUUUCCGCUUGAAGGUUUUGAUAUGAGACCUUACUUGCAUAAAGAUUGCAAAUCUACUGUAACUGUGUACAAUUUGGUUUCUGUUAUUUGUCAUCACGGCACUGUAGGCGGUGGUCACUACACGUGCUUUGCUCGAAAUCCUGUAACGGAUCGUUGGUAUCAAUAUGACGAUCAACAUGUUAUAGAGGUAGCACCCAGUACCGUUCAAAUUUGUCAAGCUUAUGUUCUCUUUUAUCGAAAGCACAACCCUCAAAUGGAUUUAGUAAGAGCAAAAGCAAGCGAAAUUUCUGCACUGAAUCCGGUACAUACAGCCGAAAUACGUUUUUACGUUGCUCGUGAAUGGUUAUCUCGACUUAGUACAUUUGCAGAACCUGGACCAAUCAAUAAUUGGACAAUAUUGUGUUCUCACGGUGGACUUUUGCAGUCAAAAAUGGCAUUGAUAGAUCAAAUUGCAGUACCAAUAUCCCAGCCAUUAUGGGACUAUCUGUAUUGUACAUUUGGUGGUGGCCCAGCUAUAAACAUGCUGUUCGAAUGUGAAAUAUGCAAAAGAGCCGCCGAAUCUUUAAAAAGACGCCAAAUUUACGAAUUAUGCGUAUUCACAAAAUUUACUGGCAUGGAUACAGAACUUGAUUGUGGUGCCAUAUAUGCCAUCUCAAUGCCUUGGCUACGUAAAUGGCAACAAUUUGCCCGUGGUAUGACACAUAAAGAGCCAGGACCCAUUUCCAAUGCCAACAUUGCCCUGACAGAUGCCAGUCAUUCAUUGCCAGUGCGACAAGUACGCCCAGGAUCCGACUAUGCACAAGUGAACGCCCUCUUAUGGCGAUUCUUUUAUGGCAUUUAUGGAGGUGGGCCAGAGAUAAUGCUUCGGGAUUCAAUUACUGAUGAGAUUGAAAUAAUUGAUCAAGAUGAACAAUAUGACAGUGACAACUUUGAAGAUAAAGUAGACAUUUCGGAUACUGAGAGUAAUAUAGGUAAUAUGAAUAGUGUUGAGUUAAACGAAUCGAAAUCGAUGCAGGAAAACGGAGUUUUAAGUAAUAGAAGCUCCGAUGAUACUACUCGUUCCCCUACGCUACGUUUUUCUCAUGAAGAUGGUAAAGAAUGCAAACAUGUGAAACAUUUCGGGACCAAUGGCAAAAAAUUACGCCCACCAUUGCUUAGAAAUAGUCUUCGAAAAAAAUCAGCAAAAGGGCGAAAAGCCAUAAAGAAUGCAUUUGGGCCAACUGGUAAUUACAGUUUUCGAAAAAGUUUCGACACUGUAGAACAUGUUACGGAGGAGAUAGUGCAUUCCACGCAUGUUGACCUCGAAUCCGAUUUACAACAGAGCGCAUUUAUUAUAAAUCAAAAUCAAAAUCAAUCAUUCCCAACUGAAAGAAAGUCAAAAAAAUCGAAUUCAAAACACACUCAUGAAGGCAUAGGUUCUUAUUCUGAAGAUAUUGUGGCCAUACAUGCGGGGCAUAACAAAAAUAGAUCAAAAAGUAAAGAUGUUGUCACACUUCAAAAAUUUAUACAAUUGCCAGAAUUCAAUGAGUCCACCGAAACUGAUAUUUAAGAUUAUCUUUCAUGUAGUCAUAACAAAAGUAGUUGAGUUAAUUCUACUGGGCUAUAAAUCUAUGUAUUUUUAUAUUCGUAAGUGUUUUAUAUUUAUGUAAAUUUGUCUAUAUAUGUACAUAUGUACUUCAAUAAAAAUGUGUCGUUUAGGUAGAGGCUACUGUAUGCAGUGAUUCAA
Messenger RNA from Ceratitis capitata (Mediterranean fruit fly), 3332 nucleotides. It is a transcript of the gene Usp20-33, whose product is annotated as ubiquitin carboxyl-terminal hydrolase 20. Lineage: Eukaryota; Metazoa; Arthropoda; Insecta; Diptera; Tephritidae. The transcript is spliced from 6 exons. Gene Ontology annotation, molecular function: cysteine-type deubiquitinase activity; zinc ion binding. The coding region runs from base 132 to 3155 and encodes 1007 amino acids. Gene Ontology annotation, biological process: protein deubiquitination. The record is from RefSeq and is a predicted model, not a curated record.